Molecule: messenger RNA, 765 nt
Organism: Fibroporia radiculosa
Lineage: Eukaryota; Fungi; Basidiomycota; Agaricomycetes; Polyporales; Fibroporiaceae
Exons: 2
Coding region: 1-765 (254 amino acids)
Molecular function (GO): mRNA binding; RNA 7-methylguanosine cap binding
Source: RefSeq, a predicted model, not a curated record
AUGGCAUCUUCCCUCUCCCAACUCUCCGCGUGUGUCACGCGUAUUCUUGCCUUAACAGGCUUUCCGAAGGAGCUGAAGACAAGGGACAUUCAGGCGGCUUUUGCUGAAUGGGAAACCGUAAAUGGGGGCUUCAAGAUUAAGUGGAUCGAUGACACUAGCCUCCUGAUUGUUUUCAACGAUGCCACCGUCGCUAAACGCGCUUAUCUGCACGCUCUUGCCUUCACUCCCGCAAUAUUCUCCUCUCCCAAUUCCACUCAGACAGCCGUUAUUAAACCGUACGAUGGACCGGAUGCACAGGCAGUCAUUCAAAAUGUGAACUCGCGACAACACAAUGGCAACGCCCGUGGUCAUAACGUACGCAACUCAGUCUCGCAUGCACGAGGUGCCUCUGUGAGCACCAUGCCUCGCAACACUUCCGUCAGUCUCAACAUCAGCGGCGUCGACCGCACGGCGUCUGUUUCGCCGCGGGAUCGCGAGCCGUCGCCAACCCUGCCUAACAUCCCGUCACAUCCGACUCUUAACUCCCUCAUUUCAUCUUCCUUGGGUAGCGAUGUCACCGCUAUCGAUCCAACCGCAAUGGACCCGGCCAUCAUUGCCGCAUUACCCGAACAUGGCGCCCCACGUAUUGGAGAUCCAGGCAAGAGAAUGCUCGGAGCAGCGCUGGGCGUCAGACAUCCUGGCCUCGGUCCCCGUAUGGUGAGCGGCUCUGGCAAUGGCAUGGCGGAGAUGCAGAGGGCCAUGGGUGGUCUGGUCGUUGCUGAGUGA